UAUAACUUGAGAAAUUGUUAUCCUAACAACAGGAGAAGAGUGUGUUUUGAAGUGGGAUUUAAGGAAGAUGUUAGAAGGGAAAGGUUUGAUAGAGGAGACAGACAUGCCAAUGAAGAUGCAGAUCCAAGCAAUGGCCUCUGCUUCUCAUGCUUUGGAUCUCUACGAUGUUCUCGACUGCAAAUCUAUAGCUUCCCACAUCAAGAAGGAUUUUGACAACACGUAUGGGAGUGGAUGGCAGUGUGUGGUGGGAUCCAAGUUUGGGUGCUUUUUCACUCACUCCAAAGGGAGCUUCAUAUAUUUCACUCUACACACUCUCAACUUCCUCAUCUUCAAAGCUGCUUCUCAGUGAUAGUGAUAGAGAUAGAGGGAUUAGAGAAAGUGUAGUGGGAAUUGGGAUAGUGUGUUAGGACUAAUGUGGAAGGAAUACAACAUUGGACAUUGGUGUUCAUUUCCUUUUCCUUUAACUUUUUUCUUUUGUUGGGGAACUCCUUUUUGAUGUUUCUCCGUGCAUACUACAAUCAGAAAAGUCUUGAGGGGCUCUAAAUUACUUCCUUCGUCUAACAAAGAUUGUCUCACUUUGACCGGACACAUGUUUUAAGAAAUGCAA
Molecule: messenger RNA, 607 nt
Organism: Salvia splendens (bonfire salvia)
Lineage: Eukaryota; Viridiplantae; Streptophyta; Magnoliopsida; Lamiales; Lamiaceae
Product: dynein light chain 1, cytoplasmic
Exons: 2
Coding region: 68-349 (93 amino acids)
Biological process (GO): microtubule-based process
Cellular component (GO): cytoplasmic dynein complex
Molecular function (GO): dynein intermediate chain binding
Source: RefSeq, a predicted model, not a curated record